CGGGGAAAAUAGCUCGAGUGCCAGUCCUUCCAGUCGCCGGGGUGCUGCGGAACCGGGUUCCCCCUUCCCGCGGCAGCACCCGCACGAUGGGAGUGAGCGGUAGCACGGCGCAGCGGCACUGGUAGACAGAAUGGAGAACCAAAGCAACCAGAGCAAUGACAGCACAACGAUCAGCCGCUCCAGCACGUCCCAGGCGCCGACGAGCAGCACUUCAGCGGUGGACUGCGCCUUCUUCGCGCGGAACUGCGACGGCUGCUUCGCCAACGGCUGCCGCUAUUGUCAGACCAGCCCCGAGGACUGGAGCUUUGUGAAUAGCGAUGGGCCAAGCAUCUUCGACUACGCAUGUCUCUCCAAGAUCUAUCAGUGUGGCGACCUGAUGCAGCUUCGUCCGGAUGUGGCGAGCGUCCGGGCCAUCGCGCGGGAUGGCUGCGACGAGCUGCGCCCCGCCCGGGGGCCCAGUACGCGCACGCCGACCACUACGAGGGCCAGCAGCGCUGUGGACCCGAUCAAGGGCGAAGUCGCUGACGCCUGGUGGCCGGAGGAGUGGGGUAUUGUCGUGUGGCUGGGGAUCGCCAUCGUGAGUGGUUUCCUUCUGCUGGGUUGUUGCUAUUUGGCCCAUCGUUGGAGACGGAGAUUGCAGCGGGUGCAUGUGGCACCUCAGAGUGCCUGGGAGUCGCGGAUUUUCAAGACGAAGGGUUCCGUGCGCUGGGACUUCGCCCGGGCCGGCGUGGUGAACGAGAGCGACCUGGAGGCGGCCAAGCGAGCUCUCUCCGACCGGGCCGAGGCACACCGCGCUCGUUGCCUCACCUUUUGGGCUUCCAACUGCUUGAGAGUCUCCGUCCUGAACGAGUUAGACCACAUGCUGUUGAGCUACCCCACCUUGACCUUGAGCUUGGACGCUGAUUGGCGGAAAGCGGACGAUGCAACAUUGGCAGCUUUGGCCAAGGUGUUGAUCAAGCACCGUGAUCGCUGCAAGUUCCGCACAGGAGGGCAAGCGCUCUCCUUGCCGGUGGCCACGGUGACCACGCUCAACAGCUUUGGCGAGUCCUUAUCCUCGCACCAUGAGGUGGACGUGGUGAGCUUCGAGAAGGGGAAGGAGGUCCACGAGCCCUGUCGUGUAGCCUUGGCGCCCUUGAGGCUGGGCUCCACUGAGAUGGUCUUCAACCGACAACCGCUGGGUGAUAUGGGCUGCAGCCUUGCCUGCGGCUUCGUGCGACCCUGGGGCGGCCGGCUGCAGAUUGCGAGGCUGGUGGAGUGUUCAAUCGGCGACCUGGGCUGUGGCUUCCUGGCACGGCUCUUGGCGCAUGCGCGGCAGCCGGCGGCGAAGCUUAAGGAGCUCAACCUGAGCGCCAACAAGUUCGGCGACCGUGGUGUGGUGGAGCUGGCAGAUGCGUUGCCUGUCCUAGACUCCCUGGAGAAGCUGUUGCUGGAACGGAAUAACAUUGGUGUCACUGGCGCCCAGGCGCUGGCUGGCAGGUUACCGCGCAGCAACGUACGGGAGUUGGUGAUGGGCACACACUUGGGCGGCAAUCCAAUUGGAGCGAUGGGAGUCCAGGCCUUGGCCCACGCGCUGAACGACGCUUUGGCGCGCGCGGCCGCGAACCGCGAGACGCGGCUGGAAGCGUUGGCCCUGGAGGAUUGCCAGGUGGGCGAGGAGGGCGCCAAGGCGGGUGGGCGCACCAGCGAGCGAUCAGCGAGCGGCUCGCCAGCGCGGCCAUCGCCAUUGGGAGACACAUGGAGUCAUGGAGCGCUUCUUGAUUGCCAGGCGCUGGCAGAGCAUUUGCCCAAGAGCGCCUUAAUGGCCUUGUCCGUGGCGCGGGGCGGCUUGAUUGAUGAUGAUGCCACCGCUCUCCUGCUGGCUUUGCCCAAAUCCAUUGCGUUCCUGGAUCUCUCAGGCAAUCAGCUAAGCGAUCUGACGGCUUCGAUCGCCGGGGAGACGCUCUACAAGCGGCCGGGGAUGUCCAUCAACCUGGCAGCGAACCACUUGAGCCCAACCAUCAAGAUGUUGCUCGGGGAGGAGCAUGGCACCCGACUUCGGGUCUGAGCACAAGCGCGUUGGAAGCUGCAGCUUCCCACGCCCGUGACCUAAGCUAGCUUGACCUCCGGAAAGAAACGGACGUUGGAAGGCUUCGAUGAGGCAUACAACUGAAUGGAACG
Messenger RNA from Durusdinium trenchii, 2157 nucleotides. The record is from the annotation of a GenBank genome assembly. NCBI's taxonomy places the organism in Eukaryota, Dinophyceae, Suessiales, Symbiodiniaceae.